This is a messenger RNA of Desarmillaria tabescens, 720 nucleotides long. Its product is annotated as ribosomal protein L1-like protein. NCBI's taxonomy places the organism in Eukaryota, Fungi, Basidiomycota, Agaricomycetes, Agaricales, Physalacriaceae. The transcript has 5 exons. The record is from RefSeq and is a predicted model, not a curated record. Bases 1 to 720 code for a protein of 239 amino acids. Gene Ontology annotation, molecular function: structural constituent of ribosome. Gene Ontology annotation, cellular component: mitochondrial large ribosomal subunit.
AUGGCUGCUAAACUCAAGCGGAAAGCCGCCGCUGCCGCCGCCAAGGAUACGAGCACUAGGCUUACCCUGCAGGAUGCUGUGGGCGUGUUGAAGGCAGUGAGUGUACCCUCCCCCCGCGCAUCGACGGUGUCCCUCCUAGUCAAGACGAAGCUCGGGACGGGUAUAGCUGUCCCGAGGGGGAGGUAUAAGCUCCCGAGGGAGGCUACGAACGCAGCGGAGGAUAUCGUGUGCGUGUUUGCGGAGGGCCGGCAGGCGGAUGAGGCUAAGCGCGCUGGGGCGCAUAUCGUUGGGGGGAUUGAGCUCAUCGAGGGGAUCGUGUCGAAUAGGAUACGAGCGACGACCUUCCUGUGCACGACCUCGCUCAUCAAGGCUAUCACCCCGAGGCUGGGCAGGGUCCUGGGUCCGAAGGGCCUGAUGCCUAGUGAGAGGAGGGGGACUGUUACGGAUGAUGUCGGGGGGUAUAUACGCAAACUGGUGGGUACGACAGAGUGGAAGGCGGAUAAGCAGGGGGUUAUUAGGCUUCCUAUAGCAAAGACGGAUUGGACGGCAGAAGACGUUGUGAAAAACUUCGAGCAUGUGAUGACUUCGGUAAAGAGAGCUACGGGGAAUUUGAGUGUCAAGGAGGGCGGGAAGGCGAGUGUGGGGAGUCAUUCGGCGCCGAUUACAAAAGUCAUGCUCAGCGCGACACAGGGUCCGGGGAUUAGAAUAUCGAACUUUUAG